Molecule: messenger RNA, 1515 nt
Organism: Melitaea cinxia (Glanville fritillary)
Lineage: Eukaryota; Metazoa; Arthropoda; Insecta; Lepidoptera; Nymphalidae
Exons: 1
Coding region: 121-1515 (464 amino acids)
Source: RefSeq, a predicted model, not a curated record
UCUGUGUCUGUCGUUUUGCUUGUUGACAUUUAUUAAAUUGUUAUUGUGAUUCUAAAAUUUCUGUAGUCCUUUAUUUUUAAUUUUAAAUAAUAAAACGCAUUAUUUUAGAUAUGUAUAAUUAUGAAACAGCAACAAGAAAAUUAUUUUAAAUCCAAAUUUCAUCUACUAAAUUCGCAAGAGAGCUCAGAAGAAAUUAUUUGGUCGUGCAGUGAUUCAAGUGACUACGAAAAUUAUUCUUAUAAUGAAAUUAACUUAAAACCAGGCAAGAGGAAAAGAAAACCAGUGAAGAUCAAGAAAAAUGUAUCUAAUAAUACUUCUAAUCUUGAUGUAACUAUUGUUGACGGUACUAAAACCACUAAUGGAAAGAAAAUUCAAAAAUUUCCUGAUGGUGUUAAUUUAGGUUGCAAAUCUCCUAUUUUGACGAGUUCUCAACGAUUCGCGCCAUUUAAAAGUAUUAAAUCGCCAGUAAUUAAUCUAAAUAGUAAAGAAAAUAAACAAGUAAGUCCUGUAUUAUUUCUCAAAAAUGGUCCACAGAAAAGUUUACCUAAAGUAAGGAAAAAACUAUUUGAUCACAAUAGUAUAAAUAUAGAGAAACAUCGAGAAAGAAGCGUAUCACCAGUUUUAACGUGUACGGAAAAUGUAUUAAAGAAAUCUAAGACAAGCGACAACCCAAAAAUACCCAACAGUAUUAAAAACAACAAUGACAAAUUUAGUACAGAUAUAAUAAUAAAUAAAAAAGUUACUAAUACUAAUAUACCUAAAGACGUGCCAUACGAAGAAUGUAAAAUUAAUAAUCAUCAAACAAAGCUAGAAUCACAGGUUUUAAGUAGUCAUAGAAAUAAACAACACGAAUUACAUAAUUCAACUCAAGACAUAAAUAUAAGUAUAGAUAAUAAAAUGAAAAGUGUAGCAUUAAAAGAUAAAAUUAAAUCAUACUUUGACAGUCAUUUCAGCUCUACGUCACAAUCACAAAAUUCAAUAAGUGAAUAUGACUCAAAGAACAGUUCGAAAAGCAAUGACGAUAUUGAAAUCAUCAAUUCUUUGACAGACGAAAAGCCACUAAAUGUUAAACUAGAAAACCGAUCCGAUCAAUCAUCGGAUAGCUUAAAAUGUUAUAAUGAUAGCUACGUACAUAAAACAAAAAAGGUUAAGUACAAAAAAGAUGGAUUAGCGUUUCGUUUAAAUGCGUUAUUAAAAAAACAAAAUGCAAGCAAUUCUCUAUGGUAUCAUGAAAGAUAUUUGGCAGCAAAUUCAAACUUUAUUGUUCCUAGGGAAGAUUUUGUUGCAUUUCGAAUUGAAAAUGUUUCUUUCAAAUAUGGUUGUUACUUACUUGACGUUUUAGAUAUAAAUAACGAACUUUGUUUAGUUUUUAUUAGUAAUUCAUAUGUUAAAAGCAAUACUAUGGCAAAAGAUGCAAUUUUUAAACUUUAUAGGCCAUAUAAAAUGUUACAAUUUGAGAAACAUAAAUUAUAUAUAAAUGUUUGUAAAUAUGAAUGUGUUGUAUUAAAAAAAUAA